UACUUCCACCUCCGGCGCCCACUGCCACUAUCUCUUUUGGGUCUCUGUUUUGCUCCAGUCAUUCGGCUGUCGCUGUUUUGAUCUUCGAUUCGUCGAAGUUCUUUGUUGUGUUAUCGACGUUAUCUUUGCGUUUAUGACAGUAGUGUGUUAAAUAAUAUCGCGGAUAUUCCAAGAAAAAAAAAUAUUCUUCGAAGAACUUGCUUUAAUAAUACAGUGAUAAAACCUAGGUCCAGUGGCCACGUCUAGUGAAAACCGAAAACAAUAGUGAGGAAGUGAAAUUUGGGUGGAAAGUGCACAUCGCUCGGUGCAAAUCGCCGAGCCGCAUACGUAAAUAAAAUUAGAACGCAAAUUCACACGCAUCGAAAACACCAAUAACAACAGCGCGCAACGAUUGCGGGAAAAUUGGCUUCUGCUAGGCUAAAAAUAGUCCAUAUUCUUCCACAGUCUGCGGUCAGUCGUCGUCAGUGGGAAAGUUGCGGCGAUUUCGUCAUUAUACCGUAAAAGAGUUAUCCCGGCCCGGAAAUAUUGACGGUGGCGGCGGCCAUAUCUUCGGGUAAUUUUCACGGAAUUGUAUGUGACGGACGACGGAGAACGACCCGAAAGUGAUCGGCGAUGAUGAUGGCACAGAACGAGGAUCCUCCCUUCAUCGGGGAUUGGCACCGUGAGAAGAAAUUGGGGAGUGGCGGAUUUGGUUUCGUUACACUAUGGAAAAAUCACAAAACCAAUGAGAUGGUUGCUAUUAAAAAAUGCCACAUCCUGCUCGAUAAGAGCGAGAUGACCGACAAGAACUGUGAACGCUGGUGCAACGAGGUAUCGCUGAUGACGAACAAGGUACGCAACGAGAACAUCGUUCGCACGGUUCAGGUUCAACCGGAAGCCUUCCUGCAGGAGCUGAUCAAGUGUUCGGCGAACAAGCUGCCGAUACUUUGUAUGGAGUACUGCGAGGGUGGCGAUCUGAGACGGGUUCUGAAUCGAGUCUCCAGCUGCAGUGGGCUGAAAGAGUUGGAGGUCAGGGAGAUUUUGCGAUCGCUGAGGAAUGCGAUUUCCUAUUUGCACGGCUUGAAGAUCACACACCGGGAUAUUAAGCCAGAAAAUAUUGUGCUGAAGCAGGUGGGGGAUCGGGUUGUGUACAAGCUGACAGAUUUGGGGUAUGCGAAAGCGCUGGAUAAGCAGAGCUUGAAUGCCAGCUUGGUCGGAACGGUUGAGUAUAUUGCUCCGGAUUUAAUUUAUUGCGAUCGGUACAACUGUUCUGUCGAUUACUGGUCCAUGGGUAUCAUAGGGUUUGAGAUCAUUUGUGGCAUACGCCCGUUCAGCCCGCAUUCGAUCGUUGCCAAGUGGAUGAUGCUUGUUCAGCAAAAGAAGUCCAACCAUAUCGCUAUAACAGAAGAUAAUCGUGAGAAUUACACGUAUCACAGUGAAAUUUUCCCUGAAAAUCACAUAUCUAGCGUCCUCAAAACUUAUCUGGAGAAAUGGUUGACCCUUGCCUUGGAGUGGAAUCCAAAACAGCGAGGACACGUCUUCCAAAUCGGCGACAAGGAAGUCACAGAACAGCAGCUAAAAUCCGCCAAAGAACCGCCAAACGGACAACCCGUUCAGGUGCUGAAGAUUUUCUCCAUGCUAGACCAUAUUCUGGCCAAGAAAAUUCUUACCAUUUUCUGUCUGUACGACUGUCGUUUCCUGAGCGUUGAAAUCGACGAUACAACCAACAUGGAUACACUAUGUUCCGCGAUCGCCGCCCAAACCGGAAUCGCUCGAGACGCGAUCGAGUUCGUUUUGCCAUUAGAACAGAAGCUGGACCGUGUAACGGCCACCACCAAGCCGGUCGAUCUCUACUUGGACGGAUUCUACGACAAACCGAUGCUCUUUGUCGUCAAAAAAGGUGCCAUCAUUCAGGCGGAUCUCAAGCCGCAAAUCCCCAAGAGCGUAACGGACGUAUUCCAGAAUAUCAAGGUCAAACUGAAGCCCCACAUGCUCAGGCAGUUCGUAGCGAAUGCGUGGUUCUUUGUGACCAGCGAGCAAAGGGUUUACGCCACGGCACUGGACGGAAUCAAGAACUACGGACUGAUGUUGAACGAGGAGAUUGUCAAGGGCAGGGAAGAUGUGGUCCGGCUGAAUAAGGUGUCGUACGGAAUCAGCGGCGGUUUGGAGUAUCACAAACUGUCGUUGAACCACGCCAAGGAGAAGGCGAUGAGCAAUCAGUUAUCGCCUGACACCAUCCAGCAGUGCUUCGCCGUACUGGAGGAACGUUGUGUCCGAAUGGAGGCCACCGUCGGCAAGCUAGCGGAAGUGGCGGACAAGAUAACCACCAGAUACGAAUCGGUGCUGAAGCGAAGUCGCGAAGCCGUAUCCCACCCGUUGCUGCGCGCCUCGGACCAGCAGGAUCAUUUCAAUCUGAAAAGUUUGGACAGUCGGUUCGAAAUCGCCCGGGUGCAGAUUCUGGAGAAAAACACCCACGAGAAGUCGCACAUCGAUAUGCUGCAGGCGGUCUACGAGUGCCUGAAGAAGCGCGACAUUCUGCUGAGGGACUACAGUUUCAAAGAGUUGCAACAGCAGCUGAUUGACAUCCGUCGCGAAAUGCAAGAGAUUAGAAAAGCCCUGGACAAGGCACAGGAGCACGCGGAAAAGUUCAAGAAGGACUUGGCCAAGAUGAUUGUGGAGCAUAACAACACCGUGUGGAGCUUGCUGAGUCAGAGUUCCUCAGUGAACAACGCAACAUGCAACGGAAAUGGUUCAAUCAUUCCCGACAUUGACCGAAUAAUGGGUUCCGGCAGUGGAACCGUUGUUAAUGGGGAUUUGCCGGGUGCUCCGCAGUUCGUGGUGGGAGGUACGGUUUCCUCGUUGCCGAAUUCAUUGGGAGGCGAGCCUAUCAGCAAGAGUUUACUCUGCUUUGGCGAGGGACCGGACGUCAUGUCGUUGAUCACGGCUAAUGAGUCAUUGAUUAUGACUACCGACGGUCUUAUAAACGACGCAUUCGAGUGGAUGAAGUGAAUCAUGUAUAUCACAUAGCCAUAUAAUGCAACGUAGUCAAUUUGAAAAGGUGCCUCCCUGAAUGGAUCGUUUUACUUACGGACAUUUGAAUGUGAUACGUCAUUGGCCGAAAUCGGAUCAAGCAUUUUCAUCAGCAUUCAAGCACAACUUUCGUAACAAUUCAUGAUUAGUUUUAAUGUUUAAUGUUUAUUACUACCUAUAUUUACAUGGAAGUAUAAUAAAUCUAACUGAAGUCUUA
This is a messenger RNA of Aedes albopictus (Asian tiger mosquito), 3226 nucleotides long. It is a transcript of the gene IKKbeta, whose product is annotated as inhibitor of nuclear factor kappa-B kinase subunit alpha. The record is from RefSeq and is a predicted model, not a curated record. Gene Ontology annotation, cellular component: IkappaB kinase complex; cytoplasm. NCBI's taxonomy places the organism in Eukaryota, Metazoa, Arthropoda, Insecta, Diptera, Culicidae. Gene Ontology annotation, molecular function: ATP binding; IkappaB kinase activity. Gene Ontology annotation, biological process: tumor necrosis factor-mediated signaling pathway; positive regulation of transcription by RNA polymerase II; peptidyl-serine phosphorylation. The transcript has 5 exons. The coding region runs from base 613 to 2988 and encodes 791 amino acids.